Clupea harengus (Atlantic herring) is the source of this 4532-nucleotide messenger RNA. RefSeq names its product Cdc42 guanine nucleotide exchange factor 9a (gene arhgef9a). The record is from RefSeq and is a predicted model, not a curated record. NCBI's taxonomy places the organism in Eukaryota, Metazoa, Chordata, Actinopteri, Clupeiformes, Clupeidae. Gene Ontology annotation, molecular function: protein binding; guanyl-nucleotide exchange factor activity.
UUUACUGCACGCUUUAAGCGCCGCCCCGACUCCAGCUCAGUGUGCUACGCGAGGAAGGAUGCGGUUGCAGCCUCCCACGUUACUGUGAUAACUGUUCAUGACCGGACCCGCACUCUACAUAUAUCAUACAGUUUUCGGAACGGUCAGGAGCGCUGUGAACCGCGGGGUUGAAAGGAGAGAUUUUUAACGGUACAGACACUGAUGAUGAUGAAGAUGAUGACGGUGAGGAUGAUCCUGCUUCCGUAAGCGCCUUUAAAUCAUGGUCUCGGCUAACAUAAGUGGGAGUCGGAAGAGGAGGUGUUGAUAUGCGUUUUAUGUCGUUUUUUCCCUCUUAAUGAUGGUGGAUGCAUGGACUAUCGCCCUGCGCCUAUAGGGCUCCGGCUGACCGCAACCUGCCUGCCGAACACUUCGCCAGUAUCACCGCCUUUUCGUGCUGUACCGUGACCUUGGAUGUACAAAAGGGGUGUUUUGUUUACCGUGUCUCCCGAGGACAAGCCUUUGCUGCUUGCGAACAUUACUAUAAUGUUCCUCUUGGUUCCGCGUUAAUGGAUGUUCUCUUGCGCCACAGUUCGCCCGCCUGCGCGCUGACAGUCACACGGCUAUAGCACUAUGGAAACAGGAGAACGAGAGCGAGUGCGCGUACACAGUGACAGAGGGGGAUACCCAGUGAUCCAACAUGGCCCCAGAGAUGUUAAUGACGUUGCUGAUCAGUGCAGGGUCCAUCGUCAGCGCAGAGGCAGUAUGGGAUCACGUGACCAUGGCUGACCGGGAGUUGGCCUUUAAGGCGGGCGACGUCAUCAAAGUGCUGGACGCGUCCAACAAGGACUGGUGGUGGGGCCAGAUCGACAACGAUGAGGGCUGGUUCCCGGCCAGCUUUGUCAGGGUGGAAACCCACUCUCCUCAGUCCCAAACCAAACAGCUUUUUUAUAUCAACCCGAUCGCAGCUCCACGCCUCUCAAACACAUCUCCCAAGCUGUGGGUGAACCAGGAUGAGAGUGGCGCCCUGGAAGCGGUGGAGGGCCCCAGCGAGGUGCACAAUGGCCACGGGGAGUCCAGCCCCAACCCCAGCGACUGCCUGUGCCUGGGCCAGCCCCUACAGAACCGGGACCAGAUGAGAGCCAACGUCAUCAACGAGAUCAUGAGCACAGAGCGACACUACAUUAAACACCUGAAAGACAUCUGCGAGGGUUACCUGAGACACUGCAAAAAGCGAAGGGACAUGUUUAAUGAGGACCAGCUUAAAGUGAUUUUCGGGAACGUCGAAGACAUCUACAGAUUCCAGAUUGGCUUUGUGAGGGACUUGGAGAAGCAGUUCAACACAGAAGAGCCACAUCUCAGCGAAAUUGGACCAUGCUUUCUAGAACACCAAGAUGGGUUUUGGAUUUACUCGGAGUACUGCAACAACCACGUGGACGCCUCCAUGGAGCUGGCCAGGCUAAUGCGAGAUGCACGUUUCCAGCACUUUUUCGACGCCUGCCGGAUGGAGCAGCAGAUGAUGGACAUUGCCAUUGACGGCUUUCUGCUCACACCAGUACAGAAGAUCUGUAAAUACCCACUGCAGCUGUCCGAGCUGCUGAAGUACACUGUCCAGGAUCACAGUGAUUACCGGUAUGUAGCAGCAGCACUUGCUGUGAUGAGGAACGUUACUCAGCAGAUCAAUGAACGGAAACGUCGCCUGGAGAACAUCGACAAAAUUGCGCAAUGGCAGGCAUCAGUACUGGACUGGGAGGGAGAGGAUAUUUUGGAUCGCAGCUCGGAGCUGGUCUACACGGGGGAGUUGUCCUGGAUCUACCAGCCGUAUGGGAGGAGCCAGACCCGAGUCUUCUUCCUGUUUGACCAUCACUUGGUCCUGUGCAAAAAGGAUCUCAUUCGCAGAGACGUCUUGUACUACAAGGGGCGCAUAGAUAUGGACCACUACGAGGUGGUGGACGCCGCUGAUGGGCGCGACGACGACUUUAAUGUGAGUGUGAAGAACGCCUUCAAGCUGCGCCACAGGGAGUGUGAGGACAUCCACCUCUUCAUAUCCAAAAAGCUGGAGGAGAAGAUCCGCUGGCUGCGAGCCUUCCACGAGGAACGCAAAAUGGUGCAGGAAGAUGAAAAGAUGGGAUUUGAGAUUUCAGAAUAUCAGAAGCGACAGGCAGCUAUGACGGUGCGGCGAGCGACGAAGCAGAAAGGUCGCUCCGGGCCCCCGGCGUACCCUCCUCCUCUGGACCCCAUGAACCUAGGUCCGUACUUGCUGCCAGACGGGAUGUGCCAGGCCGACGGCUACGAGUACGGGGAACCCAAGAGGAGCACGUCCCCAUUCUGGCAAAACCUCAGCCGACUAGCCCCCUUUAAGAAAUAAACUCCCUCCCAAACAGGGAUUAGAGGACAAAAAAAAAGGACAGCUGUUUUUUUUUUCUCCUUCUUCUCUGAAAAAAGCACUAUUCUUCAUCUAAUUUAUUCUUGACUUUUUGGAAAGAGAAUACCAGGCUAUGUUGUGAGGAAAGGACCCAAAUGAUGGCAGCUGUUUGGAAAGAGGAGGAGGGGUUCCGGUGGAAUGCGUUAGUUGUACUCAUUCCCACCGUAUGCAGACUGCUCACUUUUAUCAACACACCUGGCACCGCACAACACACUCAAACACCACAGUUGGAAACACACUUCAGGUGCUACACCACAAAAAACAAACACAAACAAAACAGGACAAGACAAGACCACACCAACGUGGCUAGGACUAGAUGAGUAUUUUCACAUAAUCUACAACCACACAUUUAUCAGACAUUACCUAUAGGACACAUUCAUUUGAGCAUCUACACCAUCACAAUCACAUCACCAUGCCAACAUCAUAUCAGUGGAAACAGUGGCAGCACCAACACAAAGCUGACACUAUACUGAUGCUAUGAUACUAACAUGACUCGUACUUCAUCAUCAGGACAGCACAACAAAAUUGUGAGCAACACUUCAACACUAUCAUAGCUAAAAGUACACUAUCAGCACCAAGGCAAGGAAGACUAGCACCGCAGCAAGACCAGUGGCACAGAGUGGAUACUGCAACUGGAACUGCUCCUACCUUGUGCAGGCUGCCUGCAAGAAACCAAAAUCCUUUCAUCUCAGAAGGAUUUCAGAAAAAGGAUGCAUAUUAUUCUGUUUUCCUCACAAGAACAGUAGAAACAAAAAUGGUUUUAACCUGAAGAAGCACUAACCAUUAACCUGACAAUUGUGCCAAUCAAUCUGGAUGUGUCCUACAGUGCACUGUGACUUUAUUGGGCAUUUUACCCAUCUCUGUCUCUCUAUUGCUCUCUUUCUCUUCAACAUUAUGUCUGUAAAAUGCUCUACAAAUCCUGAUCAAUCAAUCCCGCUAUUAUUUAUUGUGGGUUAUCUUUAAUUAAAGUCUGCUGACUCUUCUGUUAUCUCUGCAUGAAAUGUUCAUUGCAGGUAUUCUUUGUGCAAUUAUAUUCUUACGGGUCAAAGACAAAAAAAGAUCAGUACAAGUCACUGACAAUGUAUCACAGCUGAACAGAAUGCUGUUGACAGGGUAGUCAUAUCAUAAAAAUAAUAGGCUAUUUAUGUUUUGUUUUAUGUAUGUAAUUUUGAAGCAGUUAUCCAAGCUUACCAUUGCUCUGAACAUUACGUUAUUAUGGAUUACUAUGGUAUUUACAGACCUUGAAUAGACUGUUCUCUGUUAUGCUAUUUCUCUGACCACUUUGAGUUCUACCAUCUACAACAAAACGGAUCCCGCGGACAUGGCGGAAAAAGAACUCGGGGUCAUCAUCACUGCCCCCCUAAAUGCACCUGUAUGUAUUGUCUGCUGUUGUCAUCACUAUCACUACCAAGAAGGCAGCGAAUUCUGGCUCCGAUCUGGCUUGGUAUGGAUCUGGCUAUUAUGUUUGCUGUUGUUGACAGUGCGUGGUUUGUUGUGGACACAUUGGGUUCUAUAACUUGACAAACUCUUUGGGCCAGUAGGCUAUACGAUCCAAAACAUGACAGCAGGACAAAGGCUGCUUCUUAUUAUUUGAAGUUUGCUCUUAAUUCUACCAUUUCAAUAUCAUUAAGUAUUACUUUUGCUCUCUUGGCAGCAUUGCAGUUUUGCUAAUAAAAUCAUGCUAAUCUGAAUUAGCACAACAUGUCGUUGGGGAUUCACACCUGAUAUACAAGCGAGAUGUCACCUCCUCAUAUUGUAACUGAUAACUUUUGAACGUUAGUAUUUAGUUCAGUUAAUAAAAAAUACAACGUCUUUUGAAAUUAGAUUAUUUCUUCUGUUAUGGUGUAAUUUUAAUUUAGCUAUUUUGACAUUUAUGUGAUGGACUAAAGAAAGUGUGCACGAGUUUGAUAAAUCAGCUUUAAAAAAAACCCAGAUAGCCUACACUUUGAAGAAUAUGAUCAUGCGUCAAGGAGACAUUUAGAGGAAAUGAAAUGUGCAACGUGCCAAAUGAAGUAAGCACUGUAUUGUCAUGUUUUAAAAAGAAAUAUCAGUUAAAUGUUUUUUGACUUGGUGAUUUGAUUGACAUCCGACGUUUCAUUAUUUCAUAAUAAAUCUCGCUAUGGACACCACA